AGAGCUCCCAUCAAAGACAUUCCCAUCGGCCACAUCAUUCCCAAUACCACAGAGUACGUCACCUACGAGGGCUCUCUAACCUAUCCGGGCUGCUACGAGACAGUCACCUGGAUCCUUCUGAAUAAACCCAUGUGGAUCGCUCCAGAUCAGCUAUCUGGUUUACGGAUCAUCUACAACAGUCGAGAGAACGAACCUACUCUAAAGUUGGAGGGGAAUAUUCGACCGGUCAUGCAACUGAACCACAGAGUGGUUCGAACCAAUAUCAACUCACACAGAAGGUCAAAACUAUGCACAUUUGAAAAAGAAAUGUUCUACCAAGUUAAUGGCAAAUAUACAUAUCUUCCUAGCUGGAUUACGUCGUCAGGGUGA
This is a messenger RNA of Candidula unifasciata, 369 nucleotides long. The record is from the annotation of a GenBank genome assembly. NCBI's taxonomy places the organism in Eukaryota, Metazoa, Mollusca, Gastropoda, Stylommatophora, Geomitridae.